AAUAUAUCCAAACAAUGCAAAUUUUUCUCUCCAUUAUCUUCCGUCGAAUCCCACCCAUCCAAACAAGAAAGAAAAAAACUUUCUCAACCUCUUCCCUUCCACAAAACACCGACUCAAAAGACCUCCCUGUCAAAACAGUCAUCUCUUUCUCUCUCUUCGCUUCAAGUGCUUGUUUUUGCAUGCACUCAAGCUAGAGACUUGAGAGAGAGAGAAAGAUGGUGAGUGUGCAGAGAAUUUUGGUGUUCAAUUACUUGCUAAUAUCAUUAGCUGUUGUUCUGGGUUUGCUCACAAAUGGUUCAUGGGCCGAAGAUAAGCUUGUGAAUCUGACGAGGUUGAAGAUGUUCGUGGAUGAGCUUCCUGAUAUGCCCAAAAUCAAGGCCUUCCAUCUUGUCAAUGGUGUCCCCAAACCCAAGUCACUCAAGAUUGGCAUGUACAAGAUUAACUGGAAAUUCCACAGAGACCUUCCCCCAACGCCAGUGUUCGCCUACGGCACACAUUGGAGAACAGCAACAGUGCCUGGUCCAACAAUUGAGGCCCUCCACGGAAUUGAUACCUACGUGACGUGGAUGAAUCGCCUACCUUCAAAGCACAUUCUGCCUUGGGAUCCAACCAUUCCAACGGCCCGAGCUGCCACUAACAAGGGCGUUCCUACUGUGGUGCACGUACACGGUGCCAUCGAUGAACCCGCCAGUGAUGGAAACGCAAACGCAUGGUUUACCGCUCGAUUUGAAGCCCGUGGCCCACUUUGGUCCAACCGUAAAUAUCACUACCGCAAUCAGCAACAUCCUGGCAAUCUAUGGUACCAUGAUCAUGCCAUGGGCUUGACUCGAGUCAACCUCCUCGCUGGCUUGAUUGGGGCCUACAUUAUUCGCCAUCCUCAAGUUGAGGGCCCACUUGGUCUGCCCCGUGAUGAAUUUGAUCGUUCGUUGAUCGUGUUCGAUCGUAGCUUUCGCACCGAUGGUUCCAUAUACAUGAAUUCCACGGGAAACAAUCCCUCCAUACACCCACAAUGGCAGCCCGAAUAUUUUGGCGAUGCAAUUAUUGUGAAUGGAAAGGCAUGGCCCCGGCUUACGGUACGACGCCGUAAAUACAGGUUUCGAAUUAUCAACGCUAGCAAUGCGAGGUUCUUCAGGUUCUUCUUCGCCAACGGUUUGAGAUUUACCCACGUGGGGUCUGAUUCAGCUUACCUUGGGGAACCGGUUGAGACCAAUGACAUUUUACUGGGGCCAUCUGAGAUCACAGACGUGGUGGUUGACUUUUCAAAGUCAAAGAACGAUAAUGCUAUCCUAGCCAAUGAUGCACCGUAUCCUUACCCAUCUGGUGACCCUGUCAACGACGCGAACAGUAAGGUCAUGAAGUUUUUCGUCGUUGGCUAUUCAGCUGUUGACACGUCGCGGAUUCCAAAGAGGUUAAUUUCCUACCCUGUCCCUGAUUUAUCCAGUGUGUCGCGCACCCGAUAUAUCGCUAUGUACGAGUACACGAGCGACAUUGAUGAGCCGACACAUCUUUAUUUGAACGGGAAACCGUAUGAGGCGCCGGUGACUGAGAUCGCAAAAGCAGGGACCAGCGAGGUGUGGAACGUGAUCAAUUUAACGGAGGACAAUCAUCCCUUACACAUCCACUUGGGACUGUUUGUUGUAUUGGAACAGAGGGAGUUGGUGGAUGUGGAGAAGUUCAAAGACUGUAUGAACAAAACAAACGACGCCGUCAAGUGCAAUAUAAGCAAGUAUGCACGUGGCAAAAACAUAGACGUGCCAGCGUACGAGAAGGGGUGGAAGAACGUAUUCAAGAUGAGACCCGGGUCAGUGACCAAGAUUCUUUUGAGAUUUGCUUACCUGCAUACAAAUGCAUCCUACGAAUUUGAUCCAACAGCGGAGCCUGGUUACGUGUACCACUGCCACAUCUUGGAUCAUGAGGACAAUGCGAUGAUGAGACCCUUAAAAGUCAUCCGUUGAGAAGGAGAAAAACUUUCAUAUUCUCGUUUCAUUGUUUUAUUUUCUCUAUCUUUCUCCUCAUGUUGUCUAUUAAACGAGGGGAGAUAUAGAGAAAAAGAUAAUGAAAUGGGAAUAUGAAAGUAUUUCUCAUUGAGAAGGCCGGCCAAGGUCCAUUACAUUGGGUACUUUUAUCAUGUAGGUAGUCUACCUAGUGCCUGAGAUAAGGUCUGGUCAACAAAGAUGUAAUCACAGUUUGCAAAUUGAUCAGAAGUUUAAUACUUUGAUUCGAAGGGAAUUAUUAUAAUAAUUAUUGUUAUUAUUUUCA
This is a messenger RNA of Prunus mume (Japanese apricot), 2259 nucleotides long. RefSeq names its product multicopper oxidase LPR1. The record is from RefSeq and is a predicted model, not a curated record. NCBI's taxonomy places the organism in Eukaryota, Viridiplantae, Streptophyta, Magnoliopsida, Rosales, Rosaceae. Gene Ontology annotation, biological process: cellular response to phosphate starvation. Gene Ontology annotation, molecular function: oxidoreductase activity; copper ion binding.